ACGUGAUGACGUCAGCGGGUCCUGCGCGGGGGCCUGUGGCGAUGGAGGCGUAGAGGCGGCGGCGGCGGCGGCAGGCCGCUGACCACCGGCCCGCAGCCCGGCCAAGCCAUGGAGCCCCCCGACGCCACCUUCAUCGAGGGGGUGGGCAACGAGGUGACGGUGGUCGUGGGCGUGGCGGUGCUGGCCCUGGCGCUGGUGUUGGCCUGGCUGUCCACCUACGUGGCCGACGGCAGCGGCCAGCUGCUGGGCACCAUCGUGGCGGCCGGGGACGCCGCGGGCCUCCGGGUGGACCACCUCGUGGGCGGCUCCGUGGCCCCCCAGCCGGCCGAGCCCCCGGGGUCGCCCGCCCGCGGCGAGGAGAAGGCCGAGGGAGAGGGCGGGGAGCCCGAGCCCCCCGGGGAGCCCGGGGCCGGCGGCGGGGCCGAGUCCGGCCCGGACCCCCUUCUGGAUAUCCGGGGGCUGCCCCCACGGGUCCCGGAGGAGGAGGAGGGCGGCCCCGGGCCCCCGGCCCCCGGCCCCGGCGGGACCAGCCCGAGCCUCAUCAGUGUGCGCCUCAAGUUCCUGAACGACACGGAGGAGCUGGCCCUGGCCCACCCCGAGGACACCGUGGGGACCCUCAAGAGCAAGUACUUCCCCGGCCAAGAGCAGCGGGUGAAGCUCAUCUACCGCGGCCGGCUGCUGCAGGACCCGGCCCGCACCCUGCGGUCCCUCCACGUCACCGACAACUGCGUCAUCCACUGCCAGCGCGGCCCCGCUCCGGCCCCCCCGGACCCCGGGGCGCCCCCGGGCCCGGCGCCCCAGCCCGCCGCCUCCGGCCUCUCCGCCCUCGGCCUGGGCAACCUCAUGGUGCCCGCGUUCGUGGUCAUGCUGGGCGUCAUCUGGUACUUCCGCAUCAACUACCGCCAGCUCUUCACCGCGCCCGCCACCGUCUCCCUGGUGGGCAUCACCGUCUUCUUCAGCUUCCUGGUGUUCGGCAUGUACGGGCGGUGAGGGAGGCCCCGGGCCGGCGGACGGACUCGGGGAGGGGGUCCCCGCCGCCGCCGCUGCCCCUUCCCCUCGGCUUCGCACGCUUCAGGUUCCGGAGCGCCCGCACCGACUCUCUCCUUUUGGCAAUGGCGACAUCAAGUCCCAGGACCCUAAAUGGGGGGCGGGAAGCCCCCCUCCCCAAGUCCCGGAGCGGCACCAAAGCUCCUCAACUUUUCUAGAGCACUUGCGACGAUCCCCUCCCCGUUUUUAUACCGCGUUCGUGAAGACGAGAGAGCGACGUUUUCUUCCAAGGUGAGGCUGGGGCUGGCAGGACUUGGGGCCCCUCCACAAUAUCUUGGGGGGUUGGGGAGGAGUCGGGCCGAGCCCCUGGCCAUCAGCCUUUGAGAAGCGCCCGCCAAACUCAGACCCGCAGGCUACCAAUCGGGAG
Messenger RNA from Tachyglossus aculeatus (Australian echidna), 1414 nucleotides. It is a transcript of the gene TMUB2, whose product is annotated as transmembrane and ubiquitin like domain containing 2. The coding region runs from base 109 to 990 and encodes 293 amino acids. Gene Ontology annotation, molecular function: protein binding. The transcript is spliced from 3 exons. Lineage: Eukaryota; Metazoa; Chordata; Mammalia; Monotremata; Tachyglossidae. The record is from RefSeq and is a predicted model, not a curated record.